GAAAGAACUGGUUGUGGACCUCACGAUGACCUUGACGCAAAUACAAAUGCAGAGGAGUAUGACUUCUAAGUCGGAAGGACAAGAUGGCCCGAAUAAAGUCCGAAUUUCUCAAGGGAAUGAAUACAUCUAUAUAUUUGGCUUCAACAUGUCUAGUCUUACAUCUGACUGUAGACUCCUUGUCUGUAUUAUCGGUAUUUUCGUGUUAUACAUAUGUUUUGGGGCAUUACAAGAAGCAAUUUUUACUGCCAAUGAUCUACGAUCGUACAGUCCAUUCCUUACGCUUUAUCAAUUUGGAAUCUACGCAGUUUUAUCAUUCCUUGAGUUACGUAUGCAAGGUUACGUAAUAUUCAGUUCAUGGACUAAUCUUUAUGUUGUUAUAGCUCUACUGACAUUGGGUUCGAUCGCCUUUUCCAAUGCUUCAGUUGGAUAUCUAAAUUACCCAACUCAAGUUAUAUUUAAAUGUUGCAAAAUGAUACCUGUUUUGUUUGGUGGGGUUUUUAUACAAGGCAAAACGUACUCAGCCUUCGAAAUUGUAGCAGUUCUUAUGAUGACUUUGGGUUUAAUAUGUUUUACACUGGUCGAUGUAUCUAUACAGCCGAAAUUCACUUUGUUUGGAGUUUUUCUAGUCUCAUUAGCAUUAUGCUGUGAUGGAGCAUUGGGCAAUUUUCAAGAGGUUGUCAUGAAAAAGUACUGCAGAUCAAAUACAGAAAUUAUGUUUUAUUCAUACUCCGUGGGAUUUUGUGUACUUUGUUGCGGUCUCGCGGUAACUGGAAAUUUAAUACCAGCAUUUCAUUUUUUCAAUGAACAUGCUGUAGAAACUUAUGGAUAUGGCUUCAUAUUUUCAUUAUCUGGUUAUUUCGGUGUACAAUUCGUCUUAUGCUUAGUUCAUUCUCAUGGAGCUUUAACUGCUGUUACAGAAAAUUGAUAAUCUUAUAUUAAGUAGUUUAUGUGAACGCUGAUCAAGAUAUGAUCGACUAGUACUACAAACAACAACAACCAGCACCAAUCAUCAUCAACGGGAGAGAUUUAACAGAGGUUACAUCCUUCAGUUAUCCAGAGAGGAAGCAUCUUUUCAAUCACAGGCAGUGGGAACGGACGAAAAUGUCAAAGUAAGCAUCGGAAAGGUAAUCUACGCAUUCAUUAACUUGAAACCAGUUUGGAAAUCUUCUGUAGUCCGUCUCAGUAUAAACAAAAAGAUUCGGAUUUUCAACACCAAUGUCAAGUCGGUCAGUUAGUGCUUCUAUACGGGUCAGAAACUUGGCCAGCGUGUCACGAAAAGGAUUUCCAACAGGCCACUGCAGACUUUCAUCAACAGCUGCCUUCGUUGCCUGCAUACCAAAGAUCAAAUGGCCAUAAAAAAUAAGUAACAAGAAACUCUGUUUGGGCACCAACCAACCAAGAGGCGAUCGCUCAACAAAUAUGUAAAAGAAAAUAGAGAUGGAUCGGUCAUACGUUGAGGAAACCGUCGAAUGACAUCGCGCGCCAAGCCUUCAAGUGGAAUCCAAAUGGGGAGCGACGGGUGGAUCGCCUUAGGGUGACGUGGAGGAGAUGAUAGAUUGUGGGAAAUCGUGGUCCUAGCUGAAGAGGAUGGCAGAAGAUAGAAGAAAGUGGAGAUUUUUUGUUGAAACCCAGUGUUCCACUCGAAACUCAAGGGAAUAAUAAUAAUAAUAUGUAUAAUUAUAAUAGUACUACAGAAAUUGGGAGUUACAACUUUCAGGAAAGCGGCUUCAAUCACCUUGUCGUUUCUAAUGUUCGCAAAACCAUUUUCUCAAGGAUAUAUUUGGUCGGGUCUGUUAGUUGUCGCCGGAUUAUACUUGAAUUUGUAUAAUAAAAAUCGUAAAUCUUGGAAUAAUGCAAUUGUCAAUGGAUUGAAAGUUUGUGGUCUCCUGAAAUCUGAUAACAAGUUAAUUGUACCUGUAUAAUGGUAUUAGUAAGUCAGAAUAGAAUUGAUCACUAGGACUGGUUUGACACAUAUUCACCUACACAUAUCAACAGUAAAGUGCAACAAAUUGAUGCCUAUUUCUUUAUUGAAAUUUACCUCUUCAGUAUUGUAAAUCUGUGCUUAUUUGUAGUCGAAAUAUUGCGUUGUUCAACACCAUCACCUUUCACUGUACAAAAAUAUUCUAAACACUCUUUACAUGUGUACACAUUUCCUUUUGUACAAUACACGCAUAUCUUAUUAUAUACAAAUAUUUUCAUUUGUUUUAAACUUUAGUAUUCUAACCAACUGUGAUUACUGACAAUUUGUCAUAUUAAACUGUUUAAGUUUUCUUUGAGUACAUAUAUAUACAUAUAGUAUGUUAUUUAACAGGGUAAGAAUGUGGUUUGUGAUGAGAAAAGGAGAGUAUGUUAUCCAACAUUUAUUGAUCUCUACUAGUUUUAUCUAUUGAUUAGAAUUGACCUAUACUGAUGCGAGAAUAAAUAAAAUGGUUAUACCGUAAUGAAGAAAAGAAAUAGUGGUUGUUAUUAUUUACAGACACUAGAAUAUGUGUGAUUUAUAGUUGUAAAUAGUACAACAGAGUGUAUAAUGAUUAUUAGUAUUAUUAUUAUUACUACUACUAUUAUGAUUAUUACCACUCUUUGUUUGCAUGACUAAUAAAAAAUGUCCGUUGCAGUUUGGUUAUUCUACAAUGAUCACUAUUUCAAUACACACACACACACACACACACAAUUACAUUUUCCGAGUUGAUAAUUUGAGUAUAAUACAGUUUUUAAAAGCUUAUUUAUGUGCUCAUAUAUUUGUAAUUAGUUGAAUUAUUUAAAGAAAUAAAAUCUCUGCUUUGUUGCU
This is a messenger RNA of Trichobilharzia regenti, 2788 nucleotides long. The record is from the annotation of a GenBank genome assembly. NCBI's taxonomy places the organism in Eukaryota, Metazoa, Platyhelminthes, Trematoda, Strigeidida, Schistosomatidae.